AUGGCUACGUUGGACAAGUACCAGACAUCGCUCAUCGAGCAUGGCAUGUCAGUGGGCGCACUUAAGUUCGGAUCUUUCGUCCUCAAGUCUGGCCGGACGUCUCCGUAUUUCUUCAACGCAGGUCUUCUCGCUGACGGCCCGGUUCUCGACACGCUCUGCUCCGCUUAUGCGGCGACGAUCGCUGCCUCGUUGAAAACGUCCCCUGGUCUUCCCCAGUUUGAUGUUCUCUUCGGGCCCGCAUACAAAGGCAUUCCGUUUGCCGCAGGCACUGCUCUGCUGCUUCACCGUGAUCAUGGGAUCGAUGUGGGCUUUGCCUUUGAUCGGAAAGAGGCGAAGGACCAUGGUGAGGGAGGCAUGAUGAUUGGGGCACCUGUGAAAGGUAAACGCGUUCUCGUGCUUGACGAUGUUGCUACCGCGGGCACCGCAAUCCGAGGUGCGAUUGAGACGGUGAAGAGGGAAGGUGGAGAGGUUGUCGGAGCAGUGUUGUUGCUGGACAGACAAGAAGUUGGCCGGGAGGGUAAGAGCAUGAUUGAGGAAGUGGAGAGCACUCUGGGAGGCAAGGGCACUGUCCCCACCAUUUUGAAAAUGAGGCACUUGAUGGCUUGGCUGGAGCAACAUGGUCGGAAGGAGGAACUGGAAAGUAUGCAGGAGUACUGGGACCAGUACGGCGCAAAAGGCUCUGAUUGA
Messenger RNA from Fibroporia radiculosa, 687 nucleotides. RefSeq lists its product as uncharacterized. The coding region runs from base 1 to 687 and encodes 228 amino acids. NCBI's taxonomy places the organism in Eukaryota, Fungi, Basidiomycota, Agaricomycetes, Polyporales, Fibroporiaceae. Gene Ontology annotation, cellular component: cytoplasm. The transcript is spliced from 2 exons. Gene Ontology annotation, biological process: 'de novo' pyrimidine nucleobase biosynthetic process; pyrimidine ribonucleoside biosynthetic process; pyrimidine nucleotide biosynthetic process. Gene Ontology annotation, molecular function: orotate phosphoribosyltransferase activity. The record is from RefSeq and is a predicted model, not a curated record.